This is a messenger RNA of Leptinotarsa decemlineata (Colorado potato beetle), 1132 nucleotides long. RefSeq names its product thymidylate kinase. Gene Ontology annotation, biological process: dTDP biosynthetic process; dUDP biosynthetic process; dTTP biosynthetic process. Gene Ontology annotation, molecular function: ATP binding; nucleoside diphosphate kinase activity; dTMP kinase activity. The record is from RefSeq and is a predicted model, not a curated record. Gene Ontology annotation, cellular component: mitochondrion; cytoplasm; nucleus. Lineage: Eukaryota; Metazoa; Arthropoda; Insecta; Coleoptera; Chrysomelidae.
AUAAAUAAUUUCAAUGAUCUAACCUGUAACUUUCAUUACUUUUUUUUCAUAAUCCUGGAAUAUGUAAUGUAUAUGUAAUAUACUAUGUUGUAUAUAUUUAGCAAAUCUAUGAAUUUGUAAUCAAUGAAAGGAAUAUAAUUCAAAUUUUGUGAUUACACAACCAUUUCAUAGUAGGAGAACAUUAUUCAUGGAUGCUGUUUUCUAAGGUCUUAAAUUUUUGUACCUCCAGUAUUACGAAAAAAAUGGGAACUAUUAAGAGAGGAGCACUUAUCGUUAUUGAAGGUGUCGACAGAUCGGGAAAGUCGACACAAUGUAAAAAAUUAGUUGAGGCUCUUAAAACAAAAAAUAUAGCAGCCCAACUUAUGAAUUUUCCUGAUCGAACUACACUAACUGGAAAACUUAUUGACGAGUAUCUGCGAAACGAACAAUUCAAGGUAAAUGAUCAUGCAAUUCACUUAUUAUUCUCAGCAAAUCGUUGGGAAAAUGUGGAAAAAAUCAAUUCACUUCUGUAUGAUGGGGUUACUCUGGUUAUUGAUAGAUAUUCAUAUUCAGGAGUUGUAUUCUCUGCUGCUAAGACGAAUAUGGAUAUGAAAUGGUGUCAGCAUCCUGAAAACGGACUUCCGAAACCUGAUCUAGUAUUCCUUUUAACUCUCAGCCAAGAAGAAAUGUUGUCCAGGCCAGGAUUUGGUAUGGAACGCUACGAAAAUUCUUCUUUUCAAAAUAAUGUUGCCAAAAUGUACAGUCAGGUGUGCGAUGAAAAAGAUAAUUGGAUAAAAGUCAAUGCAGCGGGUACCAUAGACGAAGUACAUGAAAAAUUAUUGGCAGCAACAGUUGAAAAAAUUGAUGAAGUUGGUUCAACUCCUCUGGGAACUUUGAAUUUUGAUAAUUCAAUUGCUAACAGUUGAGAGGAAACUAUCAUUUUUAAUAAUUUGUUUAGAAAAAUUUAUAUUUUGUCACUUUUUAUACACUAUAUGUGGGGGGGUAAUAACUAACUUCAUGUGAAAUAGUACUUAUAAUGCAGUUUGUAAGUUAUAUCAUAUUAAAAUUCAUAAAACUUGUUUCUCAAUGUUAUUUUACAAAUUUGCUGGAGUAUUUUUGAAGACUGAUUAAAUUAAUUCACUCAAAAACAGGA